CGAAGCUCCGCCCCUUCCCCCGUUACCACGGAUUCAACCGUCUCGAGCUCCUGCUCCGGUCAGUUACUACAAAAUGGCUGCAGAGGCUCCUCCGCCUGCGAGAACCGACUAAACGCUUCAUGUUGUGAAAAGAAAUAAAAAAAAACACGAGAAGAAAACCGUUUCAUGGAAGAAAAGAAAAGGAAAAAACAAGAAGAGAAGAAAAAGAAGGAAGCUGCACAGAAAAAGGUCACAGAACAGAUAGCCAAAGUGCCGGACUCUGUCGAGCUCGACCCUGCCCCUACACUUUUCCCCACCGACCCCGGUGCUGUUCCACCUGCACCCCAGAGCAGUGGAAAUGGCAAGCACGCUCCCACUGGAUGCCAGCUGCAGACUUUACUCCAGCAGCGCUACCCACCCAGAGAGGUACCUCCACGCUUCCGCCAGCAGGAGCCGAAGCAGCUGUUAAAGCGAGGCCAGCCCCUGCCCUCCGGGACCCCUCCUCCCCUCACCACGGGACAUCCUGACACUAGUGAAUCUGCAGCAGCAACAGUAGCCAUAAACUCCUCCACAUCGGGCUCCUGUUUCUCCACAACCAGCCUGCUCACAGAACUGCCCCCACAGAGUGGCCAAGGAGCCCAGUAUGAUAAUCCCCCCUGGGGACACCUGCCAGCCAACAGAAGUGCCACAAGUGCUGCAUCUUCCAACAAUCUCAGUGGCUGGGAUCAACUGAUCAUUGACCAGAAGGACACAGAGGCUUGGCCUUCUAUUACCCUCAGCCAAAGCCAGGCCGCUUCAAGAGGAUGCCCUUUGGACACUGAUCCUGGUCACUCGACCAGCAGCAGCAGUAGUACAAGCAGUAGUUGUAGUGCAGUGAGUAUGGCCACAGGUGCCAAUAGUCAGACAGGCCACUUCCCAGCAAACCACCUUAGCAGCAAAGCCAACAGUGGGCCCAGCCCUGCCAAUCAUACUGGAACCAGCAUGCUUUCUAGCCAGGUUGCAACCAAUCGAGGUUGGGGCUCUGGGCCUGGACCUUCUCAUUGCCCCCCUCAGUCCUCAGUGGGCAAUGAAGGGAAAUGCGACAGCCCAGUUGGAGGAGGUGGUAACAGAGGAUGGGGUUCCUCUUCAUCAUCCUCCACCAACAAUUUUAACUUGAAUUUAAACCCCAAUGCCAACCCAUCUGCCUGGCCUAUGUUGGGACAUGAUGGGGGAGGCACUGGGGGAGGCAGCUCAGGGGGAGCCAACACAAUGUCAUCUCCUCAACCUGUACCCAACCUCUGUAAUCCUCCUGGCCCCCCACCAACCCAGACUGGUACCUGUUCUGGAGCCAACACUAACACCAAGUCCUCUAGUAUUGGCAGUGCAUGGGGUACAAUAAUGGCUCCUGAUGCAUCAGAGUCACAUCCCACCCCAUCCACGAAUGUGUCUUUCAGUUCAGAACCUCAGAACCUUAAAACUGAUGGACCAAAUCAGACUCAAAAGCAGGAACCUCCCAGCCCAAUUCGAAACUUGCCUGGCUGGGGCAGUGCACCUGCAGGCUUGGGUCCAAUGGGACAGCAACAACCAGGAGGUGUGCAGGUCAAUGGAGAAGAUGAUAACUCCUUAUGGGGUAACAGUGGCAACUCUAAGCCUAUUCCAUCCAAGGAGGGACCUGGAUGGAAUACAGCCUGGGGCCGUGGAGGGAACGGAUCUGGGAACUCUGGAGGUUGGGGUGAACAAUCUGGUGGAGAGUGGGGGAAGCAGCACAGUGAAGAGGCCCAGGGAGGCUGGGAUGCCCCCAGUUCUCCUCCGCAGGAUUCACAACCUAAUCAUUGGAGCAGAGCUGUGAGCACAGCUGGUGCCAGUGAAGGGAGCAGCGAUAGCACGGACGGGUAUUCCCGACAGAAGGACCACUCAUCCAGAGAAAAACCGGUCCCUAUUCUGCCUGCCCAGGAUCUGGACCCCAGGGUUCUGUGCAACACUGGUUGGGGGCAAACCCCUGUACGCCAACACACCACCUGGCAUAUGGAUGAUACUAAACGAAAGAAUGAUGUUGGCACUGAAUCAUGGGGCUCUGGCCCAUCCACUUCAAGUGAAGUGCAGGGACCCAUAAACACUAAUACCGGGCCUGCUUCGAGGACUGACAAUGGGAGUAAAAAUGAUGUGCCUGGUUCUCAGGGAGCUUCUGGUUGGGGUGGGAGCAUGGCUGCUACACACAUGCCCAGUUCAGGUUGGGGAGAGCCAACCAACAAUAUUAAACACCCUGUUGGACCUGAUGGAUGGGGAAACCCUCCAUCAGGCGUUCCAACCAACAACAUACCCAAGAAUGGUAAUCAGUCCUGGGGAGAGGAAAAAUCUGCUGGUUGGGAAGCUUCUCAAGGCAAGCCAGCAUCCCAGGGCUGGGGAGACCAACCCAAAUCAUCCCACACCUGGGGCAAUAGUGGUGGAAUCAAUAACACAGGAGACUGGGAGGAACCAGAAGAGACCAAAAAGAGUUCUGCAAACCCUGAUUGGGAAGGAGAAUCUGGAAACUGGAAGGAAAAUAAACAAGACUGGGGAAUGUCUGCUUCAGGACCAGGGAUAUCUGGAGCUGGAGGAAAUGGGGGCUGGGGUGAGUCCGCACCCCAACGUCCUUGUGGUCCCCCCCAAGGUUGGAUGAACAAGCCUCAAGAUGGACCCAGUAGUAAUUGUGGAGGAGGAGCCGUGGGCUCGUGGGGUGGUUCCGGCUCAGUGAAGCAGAGUGGAGGCUCGAGUGGCAGCAAGCAGGAACCCCCAAAUGAGCCCACAGGCUGGGAAGAGCCUUCUCCACCUUCAAUCCGACGUAAAAUGGAGAUAGAUGAUGGGACCUCUGCUUGGGGUGACCCUGGUGCCUACAAUAAGGCCGUUAAUCUGUGGGAUAGAAACAAUUCAGGGAUGUCCCAGGCGAAAAUUACCACUGGGGGCAAUAGCCCUCCAGGUUCCAGCAACAACCACCCCCACACUCACAAUCACCCUUAUCACGGGCUGCCUGCACUUUUACCGAACCAUAGCCAAAACACUCCAAACCCAUGCCCUGCCACUGGGCCUAGGGAUCCUCCAGUGCAACAUCAGUCUGGGCAAUCUCACAUCAGAAGUCCCCUUAUAGCUCAAGGUUGGGGCGAGCUACCCAGCUCCCACACUAAAUCAGAAAGCUCUUGGGGCGACCCUGCACCCUCUCCAGGCAGCAUGGAUAAUGGCACGUCUGCCUGGGGCAAACCGAGCGGGAGCUCUGGAGGCUGGGGAGACGGCAACCCAGACAGCUACAGCAGGAGCAACCAGACAAUGACCACUGCUUCCUGUAAACCCACCUCCAAACCUAUGCAAGAUGGAUGGGGAGGAGGAGGAGGGGGCGGCGGAGGAGGAGGAGGAGGUGGGGAAGAGCUCAGCCUGUCAGGUGGUCAGUGGGACACUGAGGAGGGAGACAUGUGGAACAGCACUGCAUCCCAGGAGAGCAACUCUUCCUGCAACUCCUGGGGCAACACGUCCAAAAAAGUCCAGCAGAAGGUGAAAGUCCCAGGGAAGCAGGAAGAUGUCUGGAUCUUGAAGCAUCUCAUCAAACAGCUGACAGAUAUGGGGUUCCCUAGGGAUCCAGCAGAGGAGGCUCUGAAGAGCAACAACAUGAACUUGGAUCAGGCCAUGAGCACCCUGCUGGAGAAGAAGACGGAGCUGGACAAGCGUGGGAUGGGGCUCGGCGGCCAUGACUACCACAACGGGCUGAUCAACAAGUCCAUGAGCUGCCCUCGGCCUCCGCUUCUUUCCAAAGAUCCUUCAGCAGACCCUCGUCUGCCCUUCAUUGAUAAGAUGCAGAGUGGAAUGUUUGGCGGCGGUGGAGCAGCACAAGCCCGGGCCAUGCAGCAGCCGCAGCCGCCUCCUCAGCCACCAGUGCCGCCUCUCAGCUCCUCUCAGCCUAGUCUACGUGCUCAAGUGCCUCAGUUUCUCUCCCCUCAGGUUCAAGCACAGCUCUUACAGUUCGCAGCAAAAAACAUUGGUCUGAAUCCUGCACUUUUAACCUCACCAAUAAACCCUCAACAUAUGACGCUCCUGAAUCAACUCUACCAGCUGCAGCUGGCGUACCAGCGUUUACAAAUUCAACAGCAGAUGUUGCAGGCACAGCGCAAUGUUUCUGGUCCCAUUCGACAGCAAGAGCAGCAAGUUGCACGUACAAUCAAUAACAUGCAGCAGCAGAUCCAGCAGCACCAACGACAGCUGGCCCAGGCUCUGCUGUUGAAACAGCAGCAACAGCAGCAGCCCCCCUCCCACUCAGGCCUGCAUCCUGGUGGAGCCAAAUCCACCCUGGAUUCAUUUCCAGGUCACCCCCAGACUCCAGGCCUCCCCGACCUGCAGACCAAAGAGCCGCAGUCAUCCCCCAACACCUACAGCCCCUAUGCUCUCUCUGGACUGAAUCCAAACCUGAAUCCAAACUGUAUCGAUGUGGGAAGUCUUCCUCUGAAAGAACCCCCGCAGCCCCAGUCGCGGCUGUCUCAGUGGACACACCCGAACUCCAUCGAAAGUCUGUCUGGACACGCCUCUGCUCUUGAGCCCAAUCUGGGAAAGCACGGUGCCCCCCUGGGGCCUCCUGGGAAGCCCCCCCAGAUGGACGACUCGUACCACCACUACAACCUGAUGUCCAGCUCCGAGUCUCCUACAAGCCCGCUGGUCCCCCCCGAAAGCUGGGGGCAGGGCAAGAACAGCAGCGACAAGAUGGCGAAUGGGACCAACAUCAACUGGCCACCAGAGUUUUGUCCCGGCGUUCCCUGGAAGGGGCUACAGAACAUCGACCCUGAGACUGACCCUAACGUGACCCCAGGCAGCGUCCCCAGUGGACCCACCAUCAACACCAACAUCCAGGAUGUCAACCGCUACCUGCUGCGGGACAGGAGUGGAGGCUCCUCCCCCACUUCAUCUCAGAACGAGGCUCUGCCUCCUUCCGCUGAUUGGCCGGUCAGUGCCUACACUAGCUCGUUCAGUCUCUCGUCCCCGGAGAUGGACGAAGCAGGUAAACUGUCGGAGAUGAAAUCAACCUGGUCCCCAGGCCCCAUCUCUCACAGCCAGCCGUCUCUGUCCCACGAGCUUUGGAAGGUCCCUCAUGGCCCGCGGAGCAGCACCACCGCCCCCUCCCGCCCUCCGCCCGGCCUCACGAACACGAAGCCCUCCUCCACCUGGGGCGGGAACUCUCUGGGUCUGAGCCAAGGCUGGAGCAGCUCCUACACCACAGCUGGCACCACGUGGAGUACGGACAGCUCCAACCGGACCAGCAGCUGGCUGGUUCUGAGGAACCUCACUCCACAGAUCGAUGGUUCGACUCUGCGUACUCUGUGCAUGCAGCACGGCCCGCUCAUCACAUUCCACCUGAACCUGACGCAGGGAAACGCUGUGGUGCGCUACAGCUCCAAGGAUGAAGCUGCUAAGGCUCAGAAGUCCCUGCACAUGUGUGUGCUCGGGAACACCACCAUCCUUGCAGAGUUUGCAGGUGAAGAGGAAGUGAACCGCUUCUUUGCACAGGGCCAGUCGCUCGGUGGAACCACCAGCUGGCAGGCCAGUCCAGGCACCAAUCAGACGAGGAUGGGCGGAGCCGGGUCCGGAGCAACUCACCCCAUCGGCCACUCGCCCCACUGGAACAAAAACAGCGGGGGUGUCGGGAAUAGCGGCGGCGGCGGGCUCGGAGCAGGUGGAGCAAAAACGGGAGGGGAGCUGCUCUGGGGCGGAGUUCAGCAGUAUUCCAGUCUGUGGGGCCCCCCGAGUGGAGAGGAGGGGCGGGUCAUGGGGAGCCCCACACCAAUCAACACGCUGCUGCCUGGUGACCUGCUGAGUGGAGAGUCCAUGUAGGGAAACGCAAACCUUUCAAAUCAACGUGGAGAUAAUCAGAGUAGGAGCGAAGGAGACGAGAGGAAGGCAAGGCCACAUCUUCGCUGCUUCGCUUUGUCGGCCUCCUCAGCUCUUUUUGUGUUUUAUGACCUUUCAGUUGCAGUUUUAUCGGUGUGAAUUUUAAUAAGUGAUUUGUGGCCUCAGUGUUCAGCUUUUGCUCCUGGAGCCACAGGAGGGAGUCCUUCAUCUAUCAAAGACAAACAUCUUACAGAACGAACGUUGGAGAAGUCGCCGUGUAAAACUAACGCGAGUCAAACUGACACAGUGACAAGCUGCCAUCUUUAAACGUACGUAAUCCCUCGCUGCCUUUGCAGGCAAUCAUAAUGCACCUCAGAGAUCCAUACAAAAGGCAUCAUUCCCAAAGUAAAAACGCUUCAAUCAGAGCGGCUGUGGAACUUUCAGCUGGUCCAGACUCAACGUUUGUUUCUCUCAGCACUAAAAUUAGCCUUAAACCAUUUCCUGCCCUGCUAGCCUCACUCUCUCUUGCACACCCUUAUUUCUGAGCCAGUGAAACCUGAGUGGAGAGUACGUGCUGCUGCUGCUGCAGCGUCACAUAAGCAACCAAGCUUAUCUUUGGGUUUUGUUUAGUUGGAGUUCCCCACGCGAUGCUCGAAGGGAAUGAUGCAACUGUUCGCCUUGUUCAAGCCAUUUAUUUUUGUAGUAUUUUUUAAUUGUUUUUCUUCUUGAACCAUUGCAAACAGAGCUUAGAAAUGAUAUUAUUCAAAUGUGUCUGUCAGUCCUAUCCGGUGGAGGGGUGGGGGGUGUUGUGCAUGUACAGUUGAAGAUACGACGAACCACUGCUAUUACAAUGGAACUGUAAACACUUUAUUAACGCACCUCAGCCCGUCUCUGAUCUCCUCGCAGUUUGGUUUCAGCCCCAGACGGCCUCGCUGACCUCAUAUUGCACCCCCCCCCCCACUCCCCCAACAGCACGCCCAGUCCACCUGCAACACCCACCUUCUCAAGUGACGUGCAAUAUGAACCAGACUCUCCCGUCCAAGCACCCUACGACUGACAGCAGACCAUAAGGAACAAGUGAACUGCAAAUACUUUAUCUGCCCUGCAGCCCCACCUUAACAGAAUAAAACUGCCCCCCCAAGAGAAUGUGUGAAUCCUGGGGGGGGGGGGGGGGGGGACAAGCUGAUCUUCAUCCAUUCUGCUUGAGAUGCAAGGACUUUCAUUCAAAGCACUUCUCAGCCGGCCGCCUCCAUGUUUAUACUAAAGACUCAUUUUGAGGAGAGGUUGCAGCUCGUGUGUGUGUGUGUGUGUGUGUGUGUGUGUGUGCGUGCGUGUGAGAGACAAACCAAAAUGAGAGGAGCUUGUUUUAUCCUGAUUACCCAGAAGACUUUGGUUCCUGUUCAGAUCCUCCUUUGCUUCGGCGGACGAGGUGAAGCGAAGGUCUGUGACGAAGCAGUCGAUCAUAGCACUUAGAGCACCACUGCUCCUUAUACCCUCAAUGCCAACAAAUAGAAGAGAUAGAGAAGCAACACUGGCAAAUAAAAAAAAAACUGCAAAAGCAAAGACUCAGAAGCAAUCUGAUCAGUGGCUUCUCUGUAUACUUAUUUUUUAACUUGACAUGGAUGUGUUUUUUUUAUCCUUUUUAACUGACGUCUGGGACCAGAGGAUGUUAAACAUGGUAGCAACGUGAAGGGAAAUACAAAGAAAAACUAACAGAUGAUGGGUGUGACCACACAGUGCUCAUCCUCUCCGUCUCUUAUCAGCAUAAGCAUCACUGUUACAUUUGCAACUCUUCAGCCUUGCUGUUUGGAAAUGGGUCCAGCAGGGAGGACCGCUGUCUUGUCUCGUCCUUUUAGUCGCUGAUGAUCGAGGCCCUGCCACCCUGUGUGAUAGUUUGGCCACUGAGUGCCUGCCUGCUGCAGAGUGCAGUGCUGCAGCAGCCUACAUCCCCGCGGACCCCCCACCCCCUCCACACCUAGAGCAGCUCUGUCAGAACUGGCCCCACCUGUAUUGAAUCAACUACUGUUACGCCAGAGACUGUCCUCUGCAACCACCACGUCCCUUCUCUCUCCUGCAAAGCAUCACUUUAGUCAGAGAUCGUCAUUGAUGUGUGCUUUUUUUUUCUUAUUGCCACAGUGCAUCUUUAUUUAGUUGCAAGUUUGCCGAUGAUGUUGCUGUUUAUGUUCAUGGUGAUGAUGAUGAUUUUAUGGUCUGUAUGCAGUGUUGAGCUUCUCUCCUGCCCCUCCCACUGCCUCAGAACCAGUGUGUAGUUGAGAGAUGCACCUCAGCCUCGCUUCAGUAGGGGAAAACAACUUAUUCCCAGAUGGCGACCCGACUUCUUGGCCGUUUCGUCAUCGAUGGGCUGUGCUCACACUGGUGCUGUACCCUGGGAUCGCUCGGUUAGACUUAGGACCACCUCAACUGACCGCAGCGUUCCAUUUCUAUGCAAAAACAAGGAGGCGUGGGUUUGCAGUCGUGCCCUAACAUCUGCCAAUAUCCACUUUGAUCUCGCAUCCUUUACUACCAGGCAGCUUCUGAAACCUCACGCAGUAAAAUGUAGGGGACACUGAAACCCUUUCUGGUCUCGUUAGGUGGAAACGAGCUUUUAGAUGACACUAAACGACCUGCUGGAGGCACUACUCAUUGGCAAUUGCUUUCUCAGUCUCGUGCCAAUCGAUUUGUUAGAAUCUACUUCCACUUUUCAUGUAGUUAAAUAUCUUAAAUGGAAAAUGUAGAGUUGCUCUUGCUGCUGCUGCUGGGGAAUCUUUAUUUUUUACUGGAGGCUGCGGUGUGGGGACGUGGGGUUUAACUGAGAUCUGUGUAUGUGUCUGUGCACUGUUUAUUGGUCACAUCGGGUACAUCUCUUUUAAAACCAAAAACAUGAUCUUUUUUCUUUAUCAUCAAGGUUUUCACAGAAAAGUUAAAAAAAAAUCAAAUAAAGUUGUUUUUUUUCUGCUGCGCACUCCGAGUGAGAGAUCCCUGCAUCCUGUUUUGCUAAGGAGCCGACACGGGUCGCAGCUCCAGUUUGGUACCAAGUCUUAAAACCUUCGGGGACCUGCUCUCUUCCAGAGUCGCCUUGGACGCUGAUCGUUCAACUAAACAAUCACUUUUUGCCUGUGCUGUUUGCUUGUUUGUUUCCUGACGAAAUCCCGUGUUUUACUCCACACUGGACUUGAUUACUGAGCUGGUGUCGAAGAGGGACAGAACGUGGGGGAGGGGAGCCUCAGAUGUGGAUAUUCUCAGCGCAGCACCAGCACUGAGAGCCUCCUCCCACACGCUUGCACUCAUAUCUACCUGUUUGUGUUGGAAAUCGGACGUUUCCAUGUUCACCACUUCCAUUCGUAAGGUGGACUCCAAGGCAACUGGAGCUUCACCUGUUCUCAAUCAUGGAUCAGAAGAGUCAGGGCAGGGACGCAGAAGAGCUGGAUCAGCAAAAAUGUCUUUAAGAACUGGGUUGAAUAUGCACAUGCUUGCUCACACACACACAUGCACACACACUAUACAGGCUGGAUUUGAUCUGUUUUCCACUUGAGUCCUUCCCUCGCUUCAGCUUCUGUUUGGAGUUUAUUAACCGUCUGUAUCCAACAUAUUUCCCAGAAGACAAGACGAUAAACAUAUCAGAGUAAUACAAAAUAAUGAAAACAAAUACUUGAAUCAAAAGAAGCGCCAAUAAUGUAAUGUGAACACUUUUUGUAGUGUUGUUUUUACUUUUCUUUUUGUCUCAUUCAUACACUUCAGAGAUUUUUGAUAGCAUCUGUUCAGAGUAAAUGAUUUCAAAUGUUGAAAGCAAAGAUCGACUUUAAAAAGGCAAGUGUUGCAUCUGUCGUGUUCGAGUGUUUGCACAAGGCUGCUUGUACUGUAUGAAUGAAUGAAUGUUCGCCGCGUCAGGGUGAAAACACGCGAGAGCUCGUGAUUACGGCGGAAAACGUUUUGCCUCGUGUAUUUUUUUUUUUAUUCAGUAUAAUUUUGUUGUCUUUUUUUUCUCGUGCUCGUCAAAACUAGAUUGGAAAGUUGUAACUAGCCUCUAGUGUUGCACUGAGUGUCGGCCUCACCCCCUCAUCCAGCUACAUGAACAACAUGAUACAAGUACCGAGGGGAGGCGGAGACAGUUCAUGUGUACAUGUUUACUCAAGGACUAAAAUAAGUGUUUUGUUUCAUUUUUUUAAAGUAAUGUAAUGUUUAUCUACCUUAGUGGCUUUUAUUGUGGAAUAAUCCAAGAAAGUAUCGAUCAUAAUUGAGUAUUGCACCAUUUUUCAGACUGUAAACUUUUAAAAAAAGGAAAAAAAAAUCACAUAUAUAUAUAAAAAAUGCAGCAAAAAAAGAAGUAUUUUGCAGACUUGUGGCCAUAGAUGGGGUAGAGAGACUUCGGCUCUCCCAAAUCUGAGCAAACGGGGAGUGAAGGACGAGACAUCAGACCGAGCCCGGGCUUCUAGGGCUCACUUCAGAGGUGCCUAAAGUUUAUUUUGUUGUUUGAUUUUGUUUUCUUGUCACUUAUGUUGGGUUCAUUUAUGUUCUGCAAGGCCACUGACAGUUUACAGUUUUAUUUCAUCUUCUGGAUUUAAAAAAUGGAGGAAAUAAACAC
Messenger RNA from Nothobranchius furzeri (turquoise killifish), 10381 nucleotides. The record is from RefSeq and is a predicted model, not a curated record. NCBI's taxonomy places the organism in Eukaryota, Metazoa, Chordata, Actinopteri, Cyprinodontiformes, Nothobranchiidae.